Pristis pectinata (smalltooth sawfish) is the source of this 1584-nucleotide messenger RNA. RefSeq lists its product as uncharacterized. Gene Ontology annotation, cellular component: plasma membrane. Gene Ontology annotation, molecular function: signaling receptor activity. Gene Ontology annotation, biological process: immune response-regulating cell surface receptor signaling pathway. Bases 134 to 1027 code for a protein of 297 amino acids. The record is from RefSeq and is a predicted model, not a curated record. The transcript is spliced from 6 exons. NCBI's taxonomy places the organism in Eukaryota, Metazoa, Chordata, Chondrichthyes, Rhinopristiformes, Pristidae.
UGUACGACGUUAGGACCCAGAGGUCCCCCUGGAUUUCGUGAGCAGCUUGCAGUAAUCAGUGUGGAGAAGCCUUCAUCCUCCUCGGGUCCCAGGACAUCUGUUUAAUGGGUGAAUAAUAGUUUAUGGGAGAAAGAUGUGGCUUGUAAAGACUCUCAAACAUUUCCUUCUCGUUUCUUUGCUACCCUUCACUGUGCAUUUACAAGGGAAGAAAACUGAUGAUUGCAAUGUCGAGGUGAAAUAUCCUAAAGCUACAUUCAGUUAUUUUAUUGGAGACACCAUGGUUUUGAAUUGUACAGUGGAGUUUUGUCAAUCAGAACCACCUGACACAUAUUGGUGUAAGCACGCAAACAGUUGUGAACCAUUGCAGGAUACAAACAGGACAAACAACAAACAUCUUGACAAGAUCAUGUUUCUGGUUUACACAAUCUCUCACGUUAACCUAACUGACAGCGGUAAAUACCAAUGUGUGGCCAAGCAAAAUGGCAAAAUCUUAAAGGGGCACAUCAUCACCGUGAAUGUAGCUGGAGUGAAGGCAACCUCUUAUGAGACCAACACCGGUGUGACGCCAACAAACUCCACAAUGCUGAUUGUGAAUCCUGCCAGCACCCCUCUCUGGAUUGUUUACAGCAUUAUUGCCGUAGGGGUCGUGGGUGCCAUCAGCUUCCUUAUCAUGGUCACGUACUUCUGCAUCAGAAACUUUCACGAGCCCCUGGAGGCAGUCGAGCCCGGGAUCGGCGGACAGCGGAGCCAGUGCCACAAUAUGACUGAAAUUAAUGGAAAACCUACAAUCUAUGAAAAUAUGAAUGAAUUUUCUGAAGGCAUCAGCUCUUCAAGUUCCAAUUUUUUGACUGUUAACAAAUGCAAUUCACCUGGCAGUCAGAAGAAGAAUGUGAAGUCCUCCGAUACCAACCAGCACGAUACGAUAAUCUAUGCCUCACUGAAUGAAUCCACGCUAAAUCGAAAACCAUCACUGAAGUUCGUUAACAAUGAAGAUACAGAAUAUGCUGCAAUAAAUAUUAAACAUUAGGUGGAAUGACUUUUACCUCACAGUGAGAUAAGCCCAGGAGGGCACACCAUAAGGUGUUACUGUUUAUUUGAUUCUUCCUCUGGACCUUCCACGCACACCAUGAACUUCCUUGUUACUAAUUUAACCAGUGCUGUGCUGGGCAGGACUAAUGAAGGACAACUUCCAGCUAACGGGUCCACUUCUCAACGGGCAGAUUUGGUUCCAAAAUGUGCAAUAGUCGACUGUUGCUUCUGCUGAUCCUAACACUGAGCAAAACAAGAGACAUUUAAUGACAGUCUGAGAUCCCUUCACAUGCCAAUGACUAACUCACAGGGUGCAGGAUUCUGCUCUCAUGGAAACAGUCCCUCUUGGCCAAAGCUGUUUAUAUGUUCUAUGUAUUUUUUUAAUUAAAUCAAGCAAUGGAUUUACUAGGAAAUAUGAUUUUGAUGUUUUGUAAAUUGUGAGCAAUUUGCUACAGGAGGAAAUUUUCCAGCUGCCUAUUUUCAAGCUGAACUUACAGAAUGAUUAUUUAAAUAAUAGAAUUAAAAACAAAUAUUUUUAAUGAAUUAUGUUAAAUG